Molecule: messenger RNA, 4584 nt
Organism: Penaeus indicus
Lineage: Eukaryota; Metazoa; Arthropoda; Malacostraca; Decapoda; Penaeidae
Product: protein slit-like
Exons: 20
Coding region: 482-3058 (858 amino acids)
Biological process (GO): axon guidance
Molecular function (GO): Roundabout binding; calcium ion binding; heparin binding
Source: RefSeq, a predicted model, not a curated record
UUUGGGGGCCAACCCGUUUGUGUGCGAUUGCAACUUGGCUUGGCUGGCGUCUUACUUGACCGAAAACCCCAUCGAAACGUCGGGGGCUCGAUGUCAGGAUCCAGCCAAGCUCUCCAGGAAGCCUUUCAAUCGGCUGAAACAGGAGAGUUUCAAAUGCACCAAUGAAUUACGGUCCCGCUAUAAUGGGCGCUGCAACGAGGCCGACCUCUGCCCUGCCCAGUGUCGCUGCGAAGGGACGCGGCUGGACUGCUCAGGCCGGGACUUGACGUCUCUGCCCACGGACAUACCCCCAGCCACCACCCACCUGGACCUGAGUUACAAUCAGCUCUUCUCGCUUGAUGGGACCACAAGCCUUGCUGAGCUCAAGGAACUCACCCAUCUCGACCUCUCCCAUAACCGCCUCACUUCCCUCAGCCCGGAUUUCUUCAGAGGGACAAGAGCGCUCACGCAUCUCAACGUCUCCCAGAACAAGCUGGUACAGAUGCCUGAGUCCGUAACGCGAAGGCUUAAGGCCCUGACCCAGCUGGACCUCUCCGGGAACCACAUCUCCUGCAUCUCACGGCGGAUCAGUAGUCACCUUCCACGUCUGUCCAAGCUGGACAUGUCAGCGAACCCUCUCAACUGCGACUGCCGCGCCUCAUGGCUGUCUGAGUUCGUGGCGAUGCAUGAGGGCUCCGCGUCCCCCACCUGCCACCUGCCAGAAAGCCUCAGAGACACGCCAGUCACCGAGCUUCAGGAGUCGCAGCUCACGUGUAGGGAAGAUGAAAACAACGAGGAUGACUGCGCGGGCUCUGUGUACUGCCCACCUGAGUGCCAAUGUCGUGGCACUGUAGUGAGGUGCUCGCGGUCACACCUUACUCAGAUCCCUCGGGGUAUACCGCCAGACACCACUGAGCUGUAUUUAGACGUCAAUGAGAUAAAGAGCGUCGACCCAGAGAGGUUGAAGCAUCUCAAGGUUCUGAAAAGGCUAGACCUAAGCAACAACCAGAUUACCAUACUAUCCAACAAGACCUUCUCAGAGCUCAAACAACUCUCCACACUGAUUGUGUCAUAUAAUAAACUUGGUUGUAUGGAGAGGGAUGCUCUGCUUGGACUCAAAGCUCUGAGAAUCCUCUCUCUGCACGGGAACGACGUCUCGUUUAUUCCAGAGGGAACAUUCAGAGACCUAGAGACCAUCACACACAUUGCACUUGGAGCCAAUCCGCUUUACUGCGACUGUUCGCUGGCUUGGCUGGCCAAGUGGGUGAAGGGAGACUUCGUGGAACCCGGAAUCGCUCGCUGUGCCGACCCGCGACCCAUGCGGGACAAAUUGGUUCUAACGACCCCUCCGGAAAUGUUUACUUGUACAGAAAAAGUACCAGAUGAUAUACUCGCUAAGUGUGACUUGUGUUACACUCGACCGUGCCAGAACGGAGGGACAUGUAGGUCAGGCCCUGGUCAGCAGUAUGAAUGUCGUUGCGCCGCUGGCUUCCACGGCCCGGAGUGCCAGUACAAGAUAGAUGCAUGCUACGGGAACCCCUGUGACAAUGGCGGUACUUGCAAAGUUUUUGAGACCGGAAGAUAUGCGUGUCACUGCCCCACUGGGUUUGAAGGAGGGCGGUGCGAAGUGAACAUCGAUGACUGCGAGGGCAACAAGUGCGCCAACAACGCCACCUGCGUCGAUGGCAUCAACUCCUACUCGUGCACUUGCCCGCCAGGCUUCAUGGGCGAAUACUGCGAAAGAAAGAUUUCUUUCUGCUCAAAGGAAUUCAACCCUUGCAAGAAUAGCGCCACCUGUGUCGACCAUGGCACGGGGUAUGAGUGCCAAUGCGCCCUUGGCUGGUCCGGGAACAACUGUACGGAAAACCUGGACGAUUGUGCCAAUCACAUGUGUCAGAACGGCGGCCAGUGCAUCGACGGCGUCGGCGACUACGAGUGCAAGUGCGCCGGGGAUUGGAGCGGCAGGUACUGCGAGCUCGGCCCCUCCGUGCUGCUGCAGACGGAACCGUGUCUGCAGCAUGACUGUCGCCACGGCGUCUGCGUCGUGCCGAGGGGGAAGAUGGAGUAUGUUUGCAAAUGUUCACCUGGGUAUUCAGGAAAGUACUGCCAGCACAUGACUGCAGUCAACUAUAUAGAUUCAAGCAGCUUUAUCCAGCUCAUUACGCCUCCCUUCCGGCCAUCCAUCAACGUGACCAUCAGCUUCACGACGCGGUCGCCCAACGGCGUCUUGAUGUAUCACGGAAAGGAGCGGAAGCAUCUCGCUGUCGAGGUGUUCAAAGGGCGGCUAAGGAUCAGCUAUGAUGUUGGCAACCACCCAGCCUCUACAAUGUUCAGUUACGAGCUAGUAAGUGAUGAGUCCGAGCACACAGUCGAGCUGCUGUCCGAGCGCCAGAACUUCACCCUGCGCGUCGACGGAGGCGUGGCACGAUCCAUGGUGAACGCCGGGGACUUGGAGUACCUCGAGGUAGACACGCCUCUGUUCCUGGGUGGUGUCCCCCCCGACGUCGCCAGACACGCGCAGGCGCAGUGGCAUCUGAGGAACUCCACCAGUUUUCAAGGUUGCAUGAGCAGAGUUGUAGUGAAUGGUCGAGUGCAGGACUUUGCGGAAAGCGAGAAGCAGAACAAAGUGGUACCCGGGUGCGGUGAUGCAGAGCAACGCGACCAAGAGGUUGACAGGAUAAAUCAGAAAGUAGCAACCGUUCCCAAAACUAACAGGCGCAAAAGUUCCAAAAACAAAGACGCGUGCGCCGCUAACGAGUGCGUGAACGGCCAGUGCCGGCCGCGCCGCAAGGGUGGAUAUCGGUGCAGGUGUAAGAAGGGCUGGAGUGGCAAGCUCUGUAACCAAGCCCCUUCAUGCAGCAAGGAAGCAGAAAAGGCCUACGUGUAUGACUACGGGUGCCGUUCACGCCGCCCGAUCAGGCAGUUUACAUGCAAGGGCUCGUGCGGCACUGACUGCUGCGAGCCCAGGCGAUAUCGGCAGAAGCGUGUGGCCAUGAUCUGCAACGACGGAACAAAGUACAUGAAGGAAGUGGAUAUUGUGCGAAAGUGUCGGUGUUCCCGAGGUUGCAGAGGCAUAUAAUAUGCAGAGAAACGAGAAUUGUCAGUGAAACCAUAGACGUACUUUGUGAACUCCAUGGACCUGGUCCGCAUUCAUAGUAAAGCCAGACAUUUACAUAUACUAUAUACAAAUACAUUUACAGUUUGUGUUUACAUAGUACUUACAGUGCGGGUAAUCUGUAAUUGUGUGUUGUUGAAAAAGAAAGAUAUGGUUGGGAUAGGACUAAAUAACUUGGCAAAUUUACUUGCUUAUAUUGUAGAGCAUCUACAUACUCCAAAACAAGCUUUACGUGCAGUGAAAAUAUUUGUGUAAAUAGUCAUACUUAUAGUAAUAUGUUCGAUAAUGUGUCUCAUUAAGAUAAGCUUUAUAUGAUUAAUCUUAAGCUAAACUUUAUUCAGGAAUUUUUUGUUGGAAGUGUGGUGGCCAUGUUUAAGAAGACGGAAAUGACAGAGAUAUCUAACUGCUUAAAGGUCUUCAGUGGUAAGCAAGCUGAUACAAGGAUACGUGUCUUUACAGAACCCAUCCUUUGAGCUGAAGGGAGUAGAGUACGUGAACGAUUGUAGUGAUAAGGAAGAGAGACAACUCAUACAUAAUCCUUAAAAAUAUUACACAAAUAACCGAACGGCGAUGCUCUUACAGUAUACAAUAGAACAUUUUCGUCACCAGGGCAAAUGUAUACACAGUACUAUCAUAUUUAAAUAUUAUCCAUGUACCAGGUUCUCUAGAAUGAGCUUUGCUUGAUAAUCUAUGAGACCUAUGGUGUGGGCACUGGACAUGUCCUGCAGAAGCAUUUAUUACCAAACCAUAAGCUUUCGUGCUAACUGAUAUGUGGCGUGUUCGCUCAGCCGAACUGACAUUAUAUGAUAUUUGAAAACAUUUCUUAAAUUCAGUUGUUGCUCAGAAAACGUUCCUCUAUGAUACCACAGGAUUGGUCAUCUCUGCUGACUUUGAGGAAAGAAGUACGAACAAAAAGAUCUGGCAAGGUAUGGAAACCGAUCCAUCCAUCAUUCAAGACAUUUGAUUUUGGAAUCCUAUUUUUUCUGAUAUAGAUUCCCCAGGAGGAUGGGAUCAAGGAAGAUAUGGGAGAGUGGAAGAUAGCAUCCCAAUAGUCAGCUCCAGAGCUUCACCCUCACCUGCCUCCAGUAGAAUAGGCCCAGUGUGUUGCGUUAAAAGUGCUUCCUCGACUGGCCAACAUGCUGCUUGCUGGUACAUGAUCAACGCCCUGUAUUUACCUUCGUCCAGUAUUGGUGUUGCAAGUCAGUGUUGUCCCCCUGUGUGUGUGCUAUAGGAACUCCAAAGUGCGGAUAACAAGCGACUUUUCCUCCAUGUCGCUGCCAUUCGUUUUCUUGUAAAAAGAUCCUAAAAUGCAUUAGACAUGAAGACCUGUAGCAUAUAUGUAUAUUUAAAAAUCAUCUCUUAGUCCGUGUAUUUUAUUUUAUAUCAAAUAUUCAUUUAUGGGCAAUGAUCAGGAAUAGAAUGUCUUCUUUAAGCUUUAUAUGGCUUCAUUAUGAUAUACUUCUAAUGAUAGCAAAUAAUUAUAUAAAAGU